This is a messenger RNA of Pundamilia nyererei, 1805 nucleotides long. It is a transcript of the gene scimp, whose product is annotated as SLP adaptor and CSK interacting membrane protein. Gene Ontology annotation, cellular component: immunological synapse; membrane; tetraspanin-enriched microdomain. NCBI's taxonomy places the organism in Eukaryota, Metazoa, Chordata, Actinopteri, Cichliformes, Cichlidae. The coding region runs from base 127 to 831 and encodes 234 amino acids. The record is from RefSeq and is a predicted model, not a curated record. The transcript has 6 exons.
UGGUUAGGUAAGAAAAUUAGACGAUGGCAUGCAAAGAUGCAGCACAUGAUGAGUCCUGUCAUAUCUAGACACCAUCCGCUUUCACCUUCUGUUUACUGAAAUUGCCGUCCUUCUUAAACCAGAGAUAUGGAAGAAAGUGCGAUCAUGGCGUUUAUCCGCAAGUACCUAUGGUUAUGGGUGGUCGUUGGCAUGGUUUUCGUGUCUGUGGUGAUCAGCAUCAUCUUCAUGUUCAUCUGCAAGUGCAUAUCAAGAAAAAGAGGCCAACACAAAAUCCACAAUGUGAAAAACGAAUUCAACUUCAAAACUGAGAGCAACAAAUACCAGCAGAGAAACAUUGAAACGGGCACUCCACCUCUACCUCCGCGGACACAGUUUCUCAUGGCAGAAGCCCAAAGCUACGAGAACCUGGCUGAGGAGAGCCAGAGCAUCCACGACUACGAGGAUGGCAACUGUGAGCAGAAUGUAAGCAACCACGAGGAAAGCAUCCACGACUACGAGGAUGGCAACUGUGAGCAGAAUGUAAGCAACCACGAGGAAAGCAUCCACGACUAUGAGGAGAGCACAGAACUCCAGGCUGACUACGUCAAGAUGGAGGGAGACAUAAUGUUUCCUCCUCCUCCAGUCGUCAACAGCAUGAGUGGUAGUGUUUUGGAGGCCCAAAGCUACGAGAACCUAGCUGAGGAGAAUGACUAUGUGGAGAGCGUGGACAAUCAACUGGACUAUGUGAAGAUGAAUGAGGAAGAUCAAGCAGGAGACAACACCUCCACGGAAGACUAUGAUGACAUCGGGGGUGAAGAAGAGGAUGAGGAGGACUAUGAUGAUGUGGGAUAAAACCCGACACAACGAGGUGGAGACAGUUUUGAAUUCUGCUGAGCAGAGAUUAUCCUUACUGAAGAUUUCUCUUGUCUUUUUGUAUUUUUUUAAUAACAUUCAUUGAAAAAAAGAAAAUAAUUGAAGUACUGAAGACACUGAAAUCUGCCGAGUGGUGUCGAGACAACUGGUUUGAUCUUUAAGACGGUGAUUCUUUUUAAUAUAUCGAAAAAAUUCUGUUUUUCAUCUGAAUGUUGGAAUCGUUUGUUUUUUACUGAAUACAUUAACAAGCAGUGACUUGCACAGGGUCCCAGAUUAGGAUGAUAUCUGGAUUUGCAAACUACACAUGAAAGCAAUCAAACUAUAUUUCUUUGUCUUCUUCUGACUUAAAUGUCAGAAGAAACUCUUUAGUUUUAAACAUGAAGCUUUUGCAUAUAUCAUGUGUAGAUCAUUCCCAUGCUUUUUGAGAAGGAACAGACUAUGUUGCUGGAGGCUUUCGUUAUGCUCAGUUUGGCAAGAUUUGGUUCUUUUUUAAUGAGCUGAAUCAACUAGAUCAACAGUGUAAGUAAGGUUUUUGCUGUAUGAAACACAAAAAACUAUUGGAGCUUCAAAUUUGAUUCAAACUAAACAUAAGACAUGAAAUCUGAAAGUCUGUAACUGCAAGAGCCUGAGAUGUUUUUCUUUCUUUAUGUGUUUGUUGAUUUAUUUAUACACAUGAACAUUGAUAUUAGAUUAAUAUGUAAUUUUUGGGGGUUUUUUUUGCUUCUUUUCUAAACUAAAUAUCAGUGUAAAGGGGGUCUCCCCCUGUCCAGAUCCCAAACAUUAUCAGUGAGGCGUCUGACUAUCGAUCAUAUGGUGGGUUUGUUUACUUUUGUAUAUCAGUUGGUCCGUUUGAGUGGUUAAUAAGUGGGCAGUGAUGACAUGUUUGCAUGAUCAGAGCCCGAGCAGUGAGUGAGUGGGGCACAGGGGCAGUGAUUACAGUGGUUGGUUAUAUG